AUGUAUCAAUGCCAGCCCCCACCGCUAAGGAUAUGUAUCAACGUCAAAGCUGAACAUAACGUAGCAAAUUUUAAAGUCGUGGAUUGCUCUCUAGAGCCGAUAAAAAUUUUGGACUGUGCGCUAAAUCCAUGUCACAAUGAAGGAACCUACAUCGAGGAAUUCGAAGCUUUUGGAUACAAAUGCAAAUGUCUACAAGGAUUCACUGGUGAUCACUGUGACACAGGUUGGAUAAGCAAUGUUUCAUUCUUAUCAAUAAAUGAAUCUUAUUUGGCUUAUCUUCAUGAAUUCCUGGUCCCUGCCGUCGGAAAUAAUUCCCACUGGUUGCUAUGCUACCGCGCCUCUUUACAUGGCUGGAAAGGAAAGGACUUCCACACUCGUUGCGAUGGAAAGAAAUAUACCGUAACAGUUAUAAAGAAAAACCAGUAUGUUUUUGGAGGCUACACUGACGUUCCAUGGGCCGAUUGUCCUCCAGGAGCAAGAACAAAGGACCGGUCUGGUCGCUGUUGUGUAUUCCCUUUCAAGUAUAAAGGCCGUAUCUACAACAACUGUACAAAGAGUGGCUUUUUUAUUGGAAGGUGGUGCUCAUUCGAGGCUGUCUUCAAACGUGACUGGGCUUAUUGCGAUGAUGAUCCGUAUGAAGGAUAUCGUAAGACCGACAAGGCUUUCAUUUACUCGCUUGAAAAAGAAGGACUGGCGCCGUUCAAAAGUAUGGUGAAGCGUGGUUCCCAGGCGAUCUAUAUGGGGAUAAACUAUGUUCCAACAUUUGGCGGUGGUCACGAUAUUCAUAUUGCUAACAACGCAGGUCAUAAUGCUCAUUCGUACACCAACUUUGGUCACUCUUUCUUGGCUCCUAGUGAAGUAAAGGAAAAGGUUACAGUGUUAACUGGAACCUACUAUUUUACUCCCGAUGAAGUAGAGGUGUUUUAUCUCCCUUAG
This is a messenger RNA of Pocillopora verrucosa, 936 nucleotides long. The record is from RefSeq and is a predicted model, not a curated record. NCBI's taxonomy places the organism in Eukaryota, Metazoa, Cnidaria, Anthozoa, Scleractinia, Pocilloporidae.